UCUUUUAGAAUUGUUAAAUGAUGAAUAACGAGUACUCGUAUAAGAGGAUUACGUACCCAAUGCGCAGUUAAGUGUUUAUAAAGUACGUGAAUCGACCCAUGCUUUUUCAGAUGACAGGUGGUUUAAGAUUGUAAACAAAUUACAAGAAAAACAUGGAAGAAGGGUUAGAACUGCUGGAGCCAACGGAGUUGUACAAUAUGCUACAACAGGCGACAAUUUUCUCUAAUUUGACUGAUCCUAAUUAUAUGCUGUUGAUGGAUGCUAGAAAUAAAAAUGAAUACAACGAGAGUCAUGUUGUUACUGCUAAAAAGGUGCCAAAGAAUGAAGAUGGAUAUUUUGUGUUACCCUAUGAUGCUGAAUUAGAAUGUAAACAGAAUAUUGUAGUAUAUGAUAGUAAUACAUCAACCGUAAGAGAAGCAGAUGCACCUGCUUUAGAAUGUGGACGAAUGCUGUGGGAUAUGGGAAGUCGAAACAAAGUGAAAAUUCUCAAAGGUGGAUAUGAAGAAUUUUCAGCACUUUAUCCAUUCUUGCGAACACAAAAGAUUAUGUUUAUGCCAAAGGAGAUGGACGACAACCUGAAGCCCUACCCUACAGAAAUCAUGCCGGGAGUUUUGUAUCUCGGGAACUGGAGACAGGGAAAUGCUUCCUACAUACAAAAGGACUUAAAAGUGAAAGGACAUGUAAACUGUUGUGUGGAAUCGGAGACUUUUUUUUCAGAUCCUGGUCCACAUUUGCUCCACAUUCAGGUAGAAGAUGACAAUGAUGCAGACAUCUAUAGCAAAUUCCAAACUGCCUGUACAUUUAUUGAUACCCACAAAGACAACAACCAGGUGGUGCUAGUGUUCUCUAACCUCGGGAUCAGUAGGAGUGCCACCAUUGUCCUGGCCUAUCUCAUUCACAAGUUCAAAUGGACCUUGCAGGAAGCAUACGAUCAUGUUUUGAAGUGUUGCAGCACAAUCCGACCCAACCGAGGGUUCAUUGAACAGCUGUCACAGUGGGAGGAAGCCAUACUGGGGGCAAAAAAGACUAAUAUUGAGGACCCUAAUUUCUGAAACCAAACUACACAUUUGUAUUUCAUUCUCAAUGUAAUGUUCCAACAUUCUGAAGUUUUUCAGAAAGGAAUUGUUCAUAGAACAAAUUGUCCAUUCACAGAUGUGUUUGUGAUAAUUUCCACUAUCUUUGGAUUAUUCAUAAUACUAUGCAUGGCUAUUCAUUUAUUUUAUUUUUUUUUCAAAGUUUGUGUGAAGAAAGUGGAAUACCCUAUCAUGGAACUGUGUGUACAUUGAUACAUACCAUACAAACACUGAAUACCACAUUUCUAUUGGUUGAUGGAAUAUGUAUUGUACAUGUAAAUAUAAUUGUCCAAAGUGUUCCUUUAUAAACAUUUUGUUUAAAACUCUUGAAAUAAAAUAAAAUAUAUUGUAUAUAAGCA
Molecule: messenger RNA, 1432 nt
Organism: Ostrea edulis (European flat oyster)
Lineage: Eukaryota; Metazoa; Mollusca; Bivalvia; Ostreida; Ostreidae
Product: serine/threonine/tyrosine-interacting-like protein 1
Exons: 9
Coding region: 153-1052 (299 amino acids)
Biological process (GO): positive regulation of intrinsic apoptotic signaling pathway; protein dephosphorylation; negative regulation of cytoplasmic stress granule assembly
Cellular component (GO): mitochondrion
Molecular function (GO): protein phosphatase binding; protein phosphatase inhibitor activity; protein tyrosine/serine/threonine phosphatase activity
Source: RefSeq, a predicted model, not a curated record